CAGAAAUAUAAAAAACUGUCAUAAGGAGAGGAGAAGAGGAAAAGAAAACAAACAGAUGUGAACUCUCUCUUCUUCUCUCUUUGUCUUAAAACUUUUAAUAUCCUCUCCUCUCAGUUACUACCACUACUCGUCAAUGGCUAGCGACGGUGGCGUUUCUUGUCUACGGAGGCCAGAGAUGAUGAACGUCGGCAUCGGAGGAAUGGAACAUCCUCUUUUGGAUGUAGAUGAAGUUCAUGUCCUGGCCGUCGACGACAGCCUCGUUGAUCGGAUUGUCAUCGAGAGAUUGCUUCGUAUUACCUCCUGCAAAGUCACGGCGGUAGAUAGCGGAUGGCGUGCUCUGGAGUUUCUAGGGCUAGACAACGAGAAAGCCUCUGCAGAACUCGAUAGAUUGAAAGUUGAUCUGAUCAUCACGGAUUACUGCAUGCCUGGAAUGACAGGCUACGAGCUCCUCAAGAAGAUCAAGGAAUCGUCCAGUUUCCGACAAGUCCCGGUUGUAAUAAUGUCGUCGGAGAAUGUAAUAACAAGAAUCGACAGGUGCCUUGAGGAAGGUGCGGAGGAUUUCUUACUCAAACCGGUGAAGCUCGCCGACGUGAAACGCCUCAGAAACUAUCUGACCAGAGACGUUAAACUUUCAAACGGAAACAAACGGAAGCUUCCAGAAGAUUCGCCUCCGUCGACUCUCUCGCCUGAUUCGUCGGACUCUUCUCCCUCGCCGUUAUCUCCCGUGGAGAUCUUUUCCUCGCCGCCCUCAUCUCCAAUUGACGAUGACAAUGUGCUGACAUCGUCGCCGGAGUCUUCUCCAUCGCCGGAGGAAACGCCGGUUCGACGGCAGAAGAUGAGGAGUCCCGGGUUAGAUUAGUGACCUUUUUACUGUGGGGUCCGUGUAAUACCUAUCUCCGUUAACUUCUUUUUUCUUUUUUUACCUUUUGACGGUGUUUUUAAUUGCACGUUGACUUAAUGCCGUCGAUUUUAUAAGCUUUUCGACUUAUAAGCUUUAAUUAAAGGAUAAUGGAAGAUUUAGAAUUCAUACUAAUUAGUUUUCAUGUUUA
Raphanus sativus (radish) is the source of this 1049-nucleotide messenger RNA. RefSeq names its product two-component response regulator ARR4. The record is from RefSeq and is a predicted model, not a curated record. The transcript is spliced from 5 exons. Bases 134 to 859 code for a protein of 241 amino acids. NCBI's taxonomy places the organism in Eukaryota, Viridiplantae, Streptophyta, Magnoliopsida, Brassicales, Brassicaceae. Gene Ontology annotation, biological process: phosphorelay signal transduction system; cytokinin-activated signaling pathway.